AUGAGCUCAGGCUCACACUCAAUAUCGGACUCCUCCAUACUUGAUGGAGGGUUGUUUCCGAGAAUGAAACCCUCGGACGACACGUCAGAACAUGACCCUUUCAGUACUAUUUCUGACCACCAGAGAGAUGACAAUACUUCAGACUCUAUCAAUAACCUACGAACAAUAUUUCCAUCAGCAACACAUCCAAAAGCUGGUAGCUCUCAUAGUAUCGGCCAAGACCAUGUGUUCCAUACUGUUUUUGACACAGCAAGCGAUUUUCGCUCGACCGGCUCAUAUGCUAUCGAUGAUGAAUCUAGAGAAGAACCCUCAAAAUUAUCUAGAGGUUUUUUGGGAGGUGACGAGCAUGUUGACCCGUCAAACAUGAUGGAUUUACUGUCUGACUUGGCGGAUGAACAUGUUUCAUUAAAUUCGAGUAUCCUUCGCUCUAUAGAUAAGGAGGGACUUACAUUGGAAACCUCCAUAGAAGCUGAAAACAAGAAGUUUCCGUUUUUGGCACGCUACUUAGAUGCUUACAAAAAACGUCAUCCCGACGAUCGCUCGUCGGUAUUUGGGAUAUCGCAACUCGACGACUUCCACAAAUAUGCUAAGAAGUCUGAAAUAGACGACGCCAUAGACCAGAGAAUCAAACAGAAUCGCCUAGACAACCUUCUAUCGAUCGUGAAAAGCAACGACUUGGCAGACAAUUUUUAUUCUGUACAGAGUCCGGAGAAGAAAACAACAUAUUUCAAGGAACCAUGGAAACUACGCCUUCCUUGGAAUUCUGAGAAGGAAAAAGUAUAUGUUGAUGACAGCGACAUCAGCGAGCUAAGGAUUGCAGGAAACUCUUAUACCUCAUACUCUUCGAGUACUCAGGGCUCCCAGUUUCUUCAACGCAAGUUGAAAGUUAGACAUUUACAAAUGAUUUCUUUUGGUGGAACACUUGGCGUGGGUUUAUACUUAAACAGCGGCAAAGCCUUCACAAUUGCUGGAGGUUUUGGAACUCUUUUGGCUUUUGCCAUUGUGGGGUUGAUUGUUUUGGCCACUAUUAUUUCCUUUUGUGAAAUGGUUACUUUCGUUUCCGUCGUUGAUGGAGUUUCCGGCCUAAGCUCUAGGUUUGUGGAGGAACUGUUUGGAUUUGCCACUGGAUGGUUAUAUUUCCUAAGUUUUUCUGUGGGUCUAGCUGGCGAGGUUGUCGCAUCCGUGAUCAUCUUGAGCUAUUUUCCCAAUACUAAAGUAUUGACGAAUGCUGGAGCGACUGCUGGAUUUGUCACACUUUUCCUUUCAUUCUGCAUUAUCAGUAACUUACUCGAUGUUCGUGUCUUCGGAGAAAUCGAGUAUGUUUCUAGUAUCAUCAAGGUCAUUAUGACAUUAAUCAUGAUCAUAGUCAUGAUUGUAAUUAAUCGUGGAGGUUUAGGUGAUCAAGGUGUCAUAGGCUUUAGAUACUGGCAGGAACUGAAGUCUCUCUUUGAUCAUAAUAUGAUUUUUGGCAUGUUCAGACCUUCGUUUGAUUUGUCUAGUACAGGGAUGGAUUCGAAAACUACUGGUGUUGGUGGGAAUUGGGGCAGGUUCCUUUCAGUUCUCACUGCCAUGGUUAUCGUAACUUACUCAUACAGUGGAACAGAAAUUGUUUGCAUAGCAGCAUGCGAAGCGAAAAAUCCCCGCAAAGCACUCCCUUCUGCUACGAAAAGAGUUUUUUGGAGAAUCUUGAUUUUUUACUGCCUUGCUUCGUUUGUCAUUUCUUUGAACAUAUACGCAGGCGACCCUCGUUUGCUUAGAUACUAUAGUGGACUUUCGGGAGUUCCCCCUGAGGAGUUUGAUCAUAAUUUUGCUAUCCAAUACCUUGGAGGGAAUUCAUGCAAGUCUCACUAUGCUGUUUUCGCCGGGUUCGCAAACCGGUUCUCAGAGUCCCUGGACUGUGGCUCUUGCAAAGUGCCGGACUCUGUAACUGGAGCGCCGUAG
Molecule: messenger RNA, 1941 nt
Organism: Clavispora lusitaniae ATCC 42720
Lineage: Eukaryota; Fungi; Ascomycota; Pichiomycetes; Serinales; Metschnikowiaceae
Gene: SSY1
Product: Ssy1p
Biological process (GO): amino acid transmembrane transport
Cellular component (GO): membrane
Molecular function (GO): amino acid transmembrane transporter activity
Source: RefSeq, a predicted model, not a curated record